Molecule: messenger RNA, 571 nt
Organism: Melopsittacus undulatus (budgerigar)
Lineage: Eukaryota; Metazoa; Chordata; Aves; Psittaciformes; Psittaculidae
Product: nascent polypeptide-associated complex subunit alpha, muscle-specific form-like
Exons: 2
Coding region: 2-571 (189 amino acids)
Source: RefSeq, a predicted model, not a curated record
AAUGCCGCUGGCGCUUCACCUCUCCCGGCGGGGAGUGGAGCAGCCACCACCCCGCGGCGCCGGCGGCUCCUCCUUCCCGCCCCAGGCAUGGAGGGAAGGGGACGGCCCCAGCCCUGCCUCUCCGCCGCGGGGCGGCCCCCUCAAUCCUCCCCGCCGGGGCAGGGCCGCCACAGACCCCCGACGAACCCCUCACCCGGAGCGGGGAGGGGGCAGAGAGGGAUGGCCGGGAACCCCCAUGACGAAUGUGCCCACCCGCCAACCGCCUUUCAGCACUCGCUGCCGGCAGCCCAAUCGCAGCGGGGAGAACCGGCUGCAGAAGGGGGUCUUGGGAUGUGUAGUCCGGCCGAAAGGCGGCCUUGCUCCCGACGGGGAGAACUACGCGUCCCGGCGGGCAGCGCGCAGCGGGCCCGAGCCGAGACAAAGCUGCCACCGCCUCCCCCUGUCAGCGCCUGAGGCUGCCGAGGGAGGACUCAUCUCCUUGGAAACGGCAGAAGUUGUUUAUGUGGAAGUCAUAAGGAAACUAAAGCAGCUACAGGUGUGCAAGGGAGCCAUGUUGCACUGGAGGCCAUAG